GACACAAACAAAAAAAGGCCGUUUAUCCGUAUAUUAAAUCAUUAAAUAGCUCGUAGUUAAGUACAGUCACUCGAAAGAAAAAUCGCUUCAUUUCAAAAUUUGAAAUUUCUCUUCAGUUUUUCCAAAAGAUGGGUUCGAUGAAACCCUCAAAUCGAUAUCCAGUUACCACCGAUUCUCGAACAUCAGCAUCUUCUCAAGUAUCUGAUCCAUCUUCAUCUACAGAUAGAUUCAAAAACCCUAACAACAACAAAUCGUUCCUCAAACAUUUCACUGGAAAAUCAAGUACUCGAAAAUCACCAGAUCUAAUUUCACCAGCCUCAAAUUUCUCUUCAAAAGCGUUGGUUAAACCUAAAGUUAAUGAUUUGGUGGGGUAUACUAACAAGGUUAAGCCUCAAGAUCAGAAUUUGAGCUCAUUAGUAAAGAAAUUUAUGGAUAAAAGGUCUUCGAAACUGAAUUCGCAGCAGAAGACAACACCUUUGGUUAUUCCAGCUGAUGUUAUUGCUGAAGAUUUGAAGAAAACAGCUGCGGCUAAAGGUUCCAAGUUUUCGACUUUUCAAAGGAAAUUGUUUCAAAAAGGAAGUUCAGGUGGGUCGGAGAAAAAGGCGUUGACGGAAGUGAAGACGAAUACAAGAACGUUAGCUAUGGUGUUGAGGAGUGAGAGGGAGUUGUUGAAUCAGAGUAAGGAAUUUGAGGGGGUGAUUACUGAGCUUAAGCUGAUUAUUGAGGGGAAGAAUAGAGAGGUGGAGAAGUUGAAGGAUUUGUGCUUGAAUCAAAGGGAAGAGAUAAAGGCAUUAAAAACUGCUAUUCUAUUCCCUGAUGUCAUGAAUUCGCAACUUCAAGAUAUUUUAGACAAGCAAGGGUCGGAGUUGAAACAGGCAAAACAAGUUAUUCCCACUUUACAGCGACAGGUUACUUCUCUUACAGGCCAAUUGCAAUGUCUUGCAAAUGGUCUUGCUGAGGUCAAGGCAGACAAAUACUCUGUCAGGGGAUGUUAUGAAGGCAAUCUAAGUUCUCCUAGAACACCAGCAUUUGAUCUAGACGCCACCAAUUCUUUGGAGUACAGUUCUGAGGAUGGAGCAAGCCCUAGUAGUCCAGAUAAUAUGUUGCACAAAGAUUUCAAUCCCUGCUCAGAUGACAUGCUUCUCAAGGAUUUGAACCCCUGCUUGACCCCUUGCUUCGCCAAGUCAAAGGAAUUUGAUGAGAUGAUGGCAUACGAUUCUCCAAAUGAGGAAGGUUUGUUUGGCAGCGACACCAAAAUGAGCAAAGAGAGUGAUUUUGAUUCUCAAGAUGGAAUUUUUUCCAAGAGUUCUGACCACUGGGGAAGACCAAGUCUAGGAGCCACUUAUGCUCGGGCAACUCGUAGGUCAGAGGAGAACAAAUGCACUUAUGGAAGGCCACUGCAUCAUAAGCUAUUUUAAAGAAAAAUCAGUUUAUGUAAUCUUAGUUAAGCUCAGUCAGUUCUAUUAAUUUUCCACUCAGUUUAUGCAGAACUCCAGUCCUUUUUUGCCUUGAAAAAGAAUAGAAAAAUCUAAACAUAAAUGUUCCAUGUACGUAGUUUUCCGAUCAUAGAAUAAAACAUCCAUGUAUUUAGUUAGUUCA
Messenger RNA from Papaver somniferum (opium poppy), 1599 nucleotides. RefSeq lists its product as uncharacterized. Bases 129 to 1418 code for a protein of 429 amino acids. The record is from RefSeq and is a predicted model, not a curated record. Lineage: Eukaryota; Viridiplantae; Streptophyta; Magnoliopsida; Ranunculales; Papaveraceae. The transcript is spliced from 5 exons.